UUCUCUUCCAAAAAAGUUCUCUGCACAGAGAAGUAUUUGAAAGAUGAAUGCAGGGAGUGCGGAUGGAGGCUCAGAAAUAUCUCAAGUCACUUCUAAGAAGCAUUCCAGGAAACCAAAAUAUUCCAGGUUUACACAACAAGAACUUCCAGCUUGUAAACCAAUUUUGACUCCUGGAUGGGUAAUUACAGCAUUUGUCUUUGUUGGCAUCAUCUUCAUCCCCAUCGGCCUUGCUUCCUUGUUUGCAUCAGAGAGUGUGGUGGAAAUUGUAGAGCGUUAUGACAAGGAUUGUGUUCCUUCAUCUCACAGCAAUGACGUGCUUGGAUUUAUUCAAAGUUCCCAAACCAACAAGACUUGUAUCAAGACUUUAACUGUUCCAAAGAAAAUGAAACAACCCAUUUAUGUAUACUAUGAGCUAGACAAUUUCUACCAGAACCACCGCAGGUAUGUCAAAAGUAGAAGUGACAAGCAGCUACGCAGUAAGAAACAUGAGGAUGUUACAAAAGAUUGUUCUCCGGAAGCCACCAUAGAUGGCAAGCCGAUCGUUCCUUGUGGCCUCAUUGCUUGGAGUUUGUUCAAUGACACAUAUGGGUUUUCAUUGAGCACUGAGCCACUACAAGUGAAUAAAAAGGAGAUAGCAUGGUCGAGUGAUCGAUCAAGCAAAUUCGGGUCCGAUGUAUACCCUAAAAACUUCCAAAAGGGUUUGAUUGGUGGUGCAAAGCUAAAUGAAAGCCAACCGUUGAAUGAGCAAGAGAACCUUAUUGUUUGGAUGAGGCCGGCAGCAUUGCCGACUUUCCGCAAGCUUUAUGGAAGGAUAGAGGUGGAUCUUGAAGCUAAUGAGAAGAUAGAAGUUGCAAUUGAGAACAACUACAACACAUACAGUUUUGGGGGGAAGAAGAAGCUGGUCCUUUCAACCACAAGUUGGGUUGGUGGAAAAAAUGACUUCCUCGGUGUAGCAUAUCUCACAGUUGGUGGACUUUGCUUAUUCAUGGCAAUAGGCUUCAUUCUCCUAUAUGUUGUCAGGCCAAGGCCACUCGGGGAUCCAUCCUACUUGUCAUGGAACAGAAAUCCCGGUGGGCUCUUGAACUAACAUCACUUCGUGAUACAUCAGCUUCGGCUGCUAUAACUGCUUCAUGUUUGAAGGCUUCCAACAUCAGAGGGUCGAAUUUGGCUGCUGCGGGACAGUUAACUCUUACCUUGAUUUUCUGGAAAAAUAAAAUCAUUGGUAAUUGCUUUAACUGAUUAGAUGUAAAUGGUGCUAUACUGUAUAUCUGUUUCUUUCUAUGUAGCGCUUCUUAU
Diospyros lotus (date-plum) is the source of this 1296-nucleotide messenger RNA. RefSeq names its product ALA-interacting subunit 5-like. The record is from RefSeq and is a predicted model, not a curated record. The coding region runs from base 44 to 1087 and encodes 347 amino acids. The transcript is spliced from 8 exons. Lineage: Eukaryota; Viridiplantae; Streptophyta; Magnoliopsida; Ericales; Ebenaceae. Gene Ontology annotation, cellular component: Golgi apparatus; endoplasmic reticulum; plasma membrane.